GUCGCUGUGUGUGUGUGUAUGUGCGUCUCAGUGCGCGUCAGUGCGCGCCAGUGUGCCAUUACCAGGAGUUUCCCUUCGAGGCUGCACGAUAAAACUCUUGGCGUUAAUGGAGCUGUAAUUCCGCACUGUGGUUGUGAGGCUCGGUGUUUUUCUACAAGUCUCAGGCAUGGCGAUUAUAACGUGUCGAGUUCAGUAUCUUGACGACACGGAUCCGUUCGUGUGUGUUAAUUUCCCUGAGCCUCGGAGACCUCCUCAAUAUGAGCUUAACGAGUUGGUGCCGCUAAAUGUGCAAAUCGCUGGCGUCCAGAAACAUCUCCAAGCUCCUCUGAAGUUAGAAGAGUGUACACUGCAGGUGGCGUCUAAUGGAAACUACCUGGAUCUGGAGACCUCACUGGCAGAGCAGAAGGAUGAACUGGAGCAAUUCUAUGAUGAUUUGGCCAUUGGCAAAAAGCCCAUUUUGAUCCUCCGAACUCAGCUGUCAGUACGUGUCCACGCCAUCCUGGAGAAACUGUAUAACUCCCAAGGGCCUGAACUGCGGCGCUCGCUUUUCUCAUUAAAGCAGCUGUUUCAGGAUGAUAAAGACCUGGUACCAGAGUUUGUGAAUUCUGAUGGCUUGUCCUGCUUUAUAAAAGUGGGUGGAGAGGCAGACCACAACUAUCAGAACUACAUUCUUCGAGCUUUGAGCCAAAUCAUGCUGUUUGUGGAUGGGAUGAAUGGAGUUAUAAACCAUAAUGAAACAGUGCAGUGGCUGUACACCCUUUGUGGCAGCCUGUCUCGUCUGGUAGUGAAGACGGCUCUGAAGCUCCUCAUAGUGUUUGUUGAAUACACAGAGUCGAACAGCCCGCUGCUUAUUCAGGCUGUCAACACUGUGGAUAGCAGAAGAGGUGUAAAGCCCUGGUCAUAUUUGGUGGAUGUUUUAGAGGAGAGGAAUGGAUCAGAUACAGAGCUUCUGGUCUUCACCAUGUCCCUUAUUAACAAGACUCUAGCAGCUCUGCCAGACCAGGAUUCGUUCUAUGACGUGACAGACUGCCUGGAGCAUCAGGGGAUAGAGCGCAUCAUGCAAAAACACCUAAACAGCAAAAUCAUCGACCCCGACCUCAAACAGCAGUUUACUAUAUACGAGAACGCUUUAAAGCACGAGGAUGAUGAUGUAGACGAAUCAUCUUUUCCUACACGUAAGGAAAGGAGGAAAGCAACAAACAGCGAGCAGGAAGGCAGAAGGAGCCGGCAGUCCUCGGCACAGAAUCUUCAGGAUGUUCCAAUCGCUUCCUCUCUGCCUGCUUCUGCUAUCUCUUCUUUCAGUCCCACUACAGGUCGGAGUUGUAACACGUCUCCUGUACCCUCUCCUAUCAGCCAUGAUCCCGUAAGCAACUCCUCCAGUGAAUCUGAGUCCAGCUCAUGCAGUCCGCACAGCUCAACCCCUGUAGUGCCCUCUGUCGUAGUAAAUGAAUCUCCAGCUAAUGAUGUCAGGGGGCGCAAUUUCAUUGGUCAAUACCUGGCUCAUAUGGGGAUUUCUAGGCGGAGGUUAAAAAAAGCGGGGUCCGUAACACAGGAGCCCUCCACUCCCCUAAAGAGCCUCAGCGUGUCUCCCAGAGACUCGCCUCCUCCGGAGAACCAGACAGCACAGAAAGAGCAGAGCAACACUGAGGGAAGAGGACGGCUUAACCUGCAAGAGGCAGACUCUGUUUGUGUGGAGGAUAUUGUGAGCAAGGACCGACCCGUACUCAGGAAGUAUGCAGACCAGUUUUUACGCCGUCUGGAAGUGAGGGAGUGGCAGAAGAGGAACAGUAAAGAUGUCCUGACUCUGAUCGAAAGUUCGUCUGCUGACUCUGACAUCUACGGUCAGUCUACUGAAGAAGUGCAGCCAACAUCAGAAGGGACGGAUCAGAGGAAAGUUCAUGAGCCCCAAUCUCCAGGGGGAAACUCGAGCAAUAGCCACGUCACCCAGAGCACCCUGGAGCAGCCGGUAGAACCACAAACAGCCCAUCAUUAUGAACCAGCAGGGGGAAGUGUGCAUCAGCAAAGCACUCUUUCUGAUGACAGGAAGAUCAUGCUGGACAUGCUUUACUCAAAGUCUUCCACCCCCAGCAGUUCUGGGCCACUGAAGAGCCCCAAUGGGGAGCACAGCAAUCUGGAAAAUCUUGGUAUCUCCAGUCUUGCCGGUCGUCUCUCCAGUCUGCGAUCUCGCCCCUCCCAGCCUGUUGAGGAUAUCUCCAGGCGGGCAGAGCUGGAGGGGCUUGAGGGUAGUGUCCAUGCUGCUCGCACCAAGCAGGAGGAGCAGACGAAACGGUUGCGCCCACAGUACAGCAUCGAUGCAGAGACCCACUCUCGGACUCUUGAGAAGACGAUGAUGACUCCACUUGCCAGGAACAGCAAGGAUGCAUGGGAACAUUUGCAACCCAGCUCCAAAGAACUGCGCAUUAAAGACUUGGACUUUUCUGACCUUUUGGAAGAGGAGGAUAUUGAUGUACUGGACUUUGAUAUUUUUGACACAAGUAUGACCAAUGGUGUUCCUCCACCACCUCCUCCACCUCCAGGACUAGGAUCUCUCCCUCCUCCACCACCUCCUCCACCUCCAGGACUAGGAUUUCUCCCUCCUCCACCUCCACCACCUCCUCCACCCCCUGGGAUUGGAGGACCAGCCCCCCCUCCACCGCCACCACCUCCUCCAGGUCCUGGAAUGCUGAGUGGACCCCCUUCUCCAUCUCAAGUUGUAGAUCCGGAGUUUGUCAAGAAACGGAAGACGGUCAAGCUGUUCUGGAAGGAACUCAAGCAGUCAGAGAGCCCCAGGAAAUGCAAGUUUGGUCGGGGAACUGUCUGGGCAUCACUGGAUAAGGUCACGAUAGAUACCAAUAAGCUGGAACAUUUGUUUGAGUCAAAGGCAAAGGAACUUCCUGUGGCUAAGAAGGGUCCUGAAGUAAAGAAGCCUGCAAUUCUUGUUCUCGAUCCAAAGAGAAGCAACGCCAUCAACAUCGGCAUGACCGUUUUACCUGCUGUGCAUGUCAUCAAAUCUGCAAUACUCAGUUUUGAUGAAUUUGCCAUCAACAAAGAGGGUAUUGAGAAAAUCCUGACUAUGAUACCUACAGAGGAGGAGAAACAGAGGAUCCAGGAGGCUCAGCUGGCCAAUCCUGACGUGCCUCUGGGUACAGCAGAGCAGUUUCUGCUCACUCUGUCCUCCAUUAGUGGCCUCACAGCACGUCUGCAGCUCUGGGCUUUUAAGCUCAACUACGAGAGCUUGGAGAAGGAGAUAGCUGAGCCUCUUUUUGACUUGAAGCACGGUAUGGAGCAACUUGCCAAGAACCAGACCUUCAAGCGUAUCCUAGCAACACUGUUGGCUAUUGGCAAUUUUCUCAACAGCUCCAGCGUGAAAGGAUUUGAGCUGAGUUAUCUAGAGAAAGUGACCGAGGUGAAGGAUACUGUACAUCGACAGUCCUUGCUGCAUCACUGCUGUAACUUUGUGGUUGAGAAAUUCCCAGACACAUCAGACGUCUAUUCGGAAAUCUCUGCCAUCACCCGAUCUGCCAAAGUGGACUUUGAGCAGCUGUCAGACAAUUUGGUUCAGCUGGAGAGGAAGUGUAAGAUGUCCUGGGACAAUCUGAAGAUAAUGGCCAAGCACGAGACCAAAUCCCAGCAAAAGAGCAAAAUGACCGAGUUUCUCAAAGACUGUACAGAGAGGAUCAUCAUUCUCAAAGUGGUUCACAGACGCAUCAUCAACAGGUUCCACUCAUUCCUCUUGUACCUGGGACAGCCUUCCUACACAGUCCGGGACAUCAAGAUAACUCAAUUCUGUAAGAUCAUUAGUGAGUUUGCUCUGGAGUACCGCACCACAAGAGAGAGAGUCCUCACCCACAAACGCAAGCGUGCAGCCCACCGUGAGCGCACCAAGACACGUGGCAUGCUCAUCACUGAGACAGAGAAAUUCUCUGGAGCCGUCCCAUCCAUUACCCAAGAGAGUCCUUCUCCAGUCUCCAUGGCGACAGAAGCCGAGCCAGCCCAAGAGGAGCACGAGAACAUGAAGAACCUUCUUAUCGCCAACGACGACCGUUGCAAACUGCGGAGAUCUCGCGCUGUACGAAAGCUGGUGACUGCUGGCUCUGAUAUUCCUCCCAUUUCACUGAAUCAGGACUCUAAUGAUGAAGGUGAACCUGAACAGACCUUGGAAAUGCAGGAAUUAUGUGAUGAAGGUUUAGGAGGUGGUGUUCCAUCUCCGACGUCUACAGGUAAAGAAGACGGCGCAAGUUCACAGGAUGAUGCAACAGAUGAGAUCAUGGACCGUCUUGUUAAGUCUGUUACGCAGAAUCCUACAGAGAGGCAGUCUAGUCCUAAAACAAGGAAACGAUCACGGCUGAACAGGAAAUCACUGCGGAGGACGUUGAAAAGCGGUCUGAACCUGGAGGUGGUGCAGGCGCUGAGUCUCAGAUGAGCGAACCUGAAAUAUUAAAGGACUAAACAAGAAUUGGCUGCUGAGAGCUACAAGAUCUGAGAAAUGAGAAGCUGAGUAGGUGGAGACUUUUUUUCCUCUCAGACGACUGAUGCGGUUGCACUUCAUCUUCCUGUAAUGGAAUAAUGAAGAAACUCUAAAGACUCUUCACAGAAAAGCACAAAUUCAUUACUCAUCACUUGACCUUUGAGGGUUUUUUUGGUGCCUAAAGUAUUAAACUACAAGACAUGUUUAUUAAUAUAAUUUAUAUACAACCCAACAAUGAUGCACAUUUUAGCAGAAUAUUUUGUACAGGUUCAGAAUUUUUUUUUUUCUAGUAUAUGUAGCACAUUAAAGGACGAGUAAACUUGGGUGGACAGAGUCUGACUGUAUAGACUGUAUAGCGUUAGAUAGAAGCUAAGGUUUUUUUUUUAUUUUUUAUUUUUUUAUUAAAGUUGCUGUUUUACACUGAAGUAAGUUCUCAAGAUAUGAUUUCCAUUAUAAAUAGCUGUUCCAGACCGUUUAAAAUGGUAAAUUCUUUAUAGCUAAGCUUUUUAAUCUUCACUCAAAAAGAGUUCUUAAUCGGAUUAAAAGUAGGUCAUUGGUUCUUUUUGCUUUUUGUUUUUUAUCACAACACUUAAUAAUUUUGUGGAUGCUUUGCAUUUUGGCUGUGGUGGUUGGAAAUCCACUGGAAUCCACAUUGCACAUGUUUGAAGUCACUAUUGCACCUAAACAAGUCGUGCUUUUUACCCCCUUAAAGUUCCACUGUGACACCUGUUUCAGUUCAGCAAAAUGCUGUGUUUUUGGUCACUGCUACUUUUGCACAGGAGGUCGUAUGAGGAGUAUUCAGCUAGCUCAUUGUCCCUCACCAUCACUAUCGUUAUGCUGCAUGACAUUUUAGAAUUAUCUGACCCUUGCUUCAUUCUGAAUGUAUUACUAUAGGUGUGCACCACUGUUAAGAGAUCCAGGCCUUACUCUUGACCACUUCAAGCACAUGCAUGCAAACUCCCUUACUGUAGACGCAGUUAUUUUUUGUUUUUAACCCUUUGAUAUGUGUGUGUAGAUGUAUGAACCUGAACAAUGACAUUGAAUGCAGAAAAUAAAAUAUCUUAACAGAC
Molecule: messenger RNA, 5538 nt
Organism: Tachysurus vachellii
Lineage: Eukaryota; Metazoa; Chordata; Actinopteri; Siluriformes; Bagridae
Gene: fhod1
Product: formin homology 2 domain containing 1
Exons: 29
Coding region: 167-4423 (1418 amino acids)
Biological process (GO): cortical actin cytoskeleton organization; actin filament network formation
Cellular component (GO): cytoplasm; cytoskeleton
Molecular function (GO): actin filament binding
Source: RefSeq, a predicted model, not a curated record